This is a messenger RNA of Coniophora puteana RWD-64-598 SS2, 2544 nucleotides long. Its product is annotated as DNA repair helicase. Gene Ontology annotation, cellular component: nucleus. The record is from RefSeq and is a predicted model, not a curated record. Gene Ontology annotation, biological process: nucleotide-excision repair; transcription by RNA polymerase II; positive regulation of mitotic recombination. Lineage: Eukaryota; Fungi; Basidiomycota; Agaricomycetes; Boletales; Coniophoraceae. Gene Ontology annotation, molecular function: hydrolase activity, acting on acid anhydrides, in phosphorus-containing anhydrides; DNA helicase activity; ATP binding. Bases 63 to 2426 code for a protein of 787 amino acids. The transcript has 20 exons.
CCGCCUCAGACCACCACAAGCCGCCAAGGACCCACUCUCUUGUGCACUGGAAGGCUGGCGUUAUGAAGUUCUUCAUUGACAAUCUACCUAUAAUUUUCCCUUAUGACCGAAUAUAUCCUGAGCAGUAUGCAUACAUGUGCGAUCUCAAGCGUACCCUAGAUGCGACGGGGCACUGCGUUCUGGAAAUGCCCUCGGGGACGGGGAAGACGGUUUCCCUUCUGUCGUUGAUUGUCUCUUAUCAGCAGUUCUAUCCAAACAAACGGAAGCUCAUUUAUUGCUCACGGACGGUACCUGAGAUUGAGAAGGCUCUGGCGGAGUUGAAGAGGCUUAUGGAGUAUCGAAUAAAAUGCGCGGAAACUACAGAGCAGAAAGAGAAGGAAGAGAACUUUAGGGGCCUGGGCUUGACGAGUCGGAAGAACCUCUGCAUACAUCCGGAGGUCGCGAAGGAGAAGAAAGGCAAGGUGGUGGAUGCGCGGUGUCGAGACUUGACCAACAGCGCGGUUUGCGCCAAGGGGCGAGAGGACCCGGGAUCUGUGGAGCUCUGUGAAUGGCACGAAAACCUUGGGAAACUCGAGCCAGGCUCUCUCAUCAGCCCAGGCGUCCACACUCUCGCUGAUGUUCUUGAGCACGGUCGGGCGAAUGGAACAUGUCCCUACUUCACAGUUCGGAGAAUGAUGCCAUUCGUCGACGUUGUUAUCUACUCUUUCCAUUACCUGCUGGACCCAAAAGUCGCCGAACAGGUGUCCAAAGAGAUGUCCAAGGAUGCCAUAGUGGUUUUCGACGAAGCCCACAACAUUGACAAUGUUUGUAUCGAGUCACUCAGUAUCGAUCUCACACGGCCAAUGCUUGACUCGGCGGCCCGUAGUGUCGUUAAACUCGGGGACAAGAUUGAGGAAAUCAAGAGAACCGAUGCAGCCAAGCUACAAGACGAAUAUGCUAGGCUAGUCGAAGGAUUGCAGGAGCCAGCGGCUCCCGAAGAGGACUCUUUCAUGUCAAAUCCUGUACUUCCGGAAGACUUGUUGUCAGAAGCCAUUCCUGGAAACAUCAGGAAGGCAGAGCACUUUGUGGCUUUCUUGAAGCGUUUCGUUGAAUACCUCAAGACUCGAAUGCGUGUACUCCAUGUCGUAGCCGAGACACCGUUGUCGUUCCUACAGCAUUUGAAAGAUAUAACAUACAUUGAACGACGUCCGCUUCGCUUCUGCGCAGAGAGGCUUCAGUCAAUGAUCCGAACCUUGGAGCUCAGUCGGUUGGACGAGUACUCAUCGCUUCAGAAAGUCGCGAGCUUCGCGACAUUGGUCGCAACGUAUGAGAAAGGAUUUCUGCUAAUUUUGGAACCUUUCGAAACUGACUCGGCCACCGUCCCUAACCCUAUGUUCCACUUUACGUGCCUUGACCCAUCGUUGGCCAUUAAACCAGUCUUCGAGCGGUUCAGUAGCGUUGUCAUCACGUCCGGGACAAUAUCACCUCUUGAUAUGUACCCCAAGAUGCUGCAGUUCACACCUGUGGUACAGGAAUCAUAUUCAAUGACCCUCGCACGCAAUACAUUCUUGCCACUGGUCAUCACGAGAGGAAGCGAUCAAGUGGCGAUUAGCUCACGGUUUGAAGUCCGAAACGACCCAGCGGUGGUGCGGAACUUUGGCAGCAUUCUCAUUGAAUACAGCAAGAUCGUGCCUGACGGCAUUGUCGCGUUCUUCCCAAGUUACCUAUACAUGGAAUCCAUCGUGGCGGCCUGGAAUGACAUGGGUAUAUUGACCGAAGUGUGGAAGAACAAGCUGAUAUUUGUGGAGACCCCGGACGCCAAUGAAACCAGUAUAGCCCUGGAAAAUUACAGACGAGCUUGUGACAAUGGCCGAGGAGCUGUCCUUCUCUCCGUCGCCCGAGGAAAGGUUUCGGAAGGAAUCGAUUUCGAUCAUAAUUACGGGCGUGCCGUGAUUAUGUUUGGAGUGCCUUACCAGUAUACGGAGAGCCGUAUACUAAAAGCACGCCUGGAAUACCUGCGCGACGCGUAUCGGAUACGCGAAUCCGAGUUUCUGGGGUUCGACGCGAUGCGCAACGCGGCGCAGUGCGUAGGGCGUGUUCUCCGCGGAAAGACGGACUGGGGUCUCAUGGUGUUUGCCGACAAGCGGUUCGCCCGCGCGGACAAGCGCGCAAAGCUGCCUCGGUGGAUCAAUCAAUACAUUACGGAGGUGGCGUCCAAUCUGUCGACCGAUAUGGCCAUAACGCUGUCGAAGCUCUUCAUGCGGACGAUAUCUCAGAAUCCUCACGAGAAUCAGGCCGGCGUGUCUCUUUGGACGGUCGAAGACAUUGAAAAGGCUCAGGCCAAGCAGAAAGAACUUGCGCUGGCCGCUGCUGCUGAGGACGGCGACGAAGAGGAGUUCGGUGACGACGGGAUUGAGGAUGAGAUGUUGGUCGACCUGGACCUCUGAGGUCGAAUAUGGCUACCAGACGGUUUAGUGUCUCAAUCUAGGCAAGACGUUGCCGUUGACUCUGAGUAUCAAAUAGAGCUGUGUGGAACGUGAAAAGCGUGAUGUACACAUGGUAAAU